This is a messenger RNA of Xenopus laevis (African clawed frog), 1329 nucleotides long. RefSeq names its product solute carrier family 25 (mitochondrial carrier; oxoglutarate carrier), member 11 L homeolog (gene slc25a11.L). Gene Ontology annotation, biological process: transmembrane transport; alpha-ketoglutarate transport. Lineage: Eukaryota; Metazoa; Chordata; Amphibia; Anura; Pipidae. Gene Ontology annotation, molecular function: alpha-ketoglutarate transmembrane transporter activity. The record is from RefSeq and is marked provisional. Gene Ontology annotation, cellular component: mitochondrial inner membrane; membrane.
GCGGCUCUGUCCUCUCACUCUGUCUCUCCGGCCGCCGGUGUCACCUUGGUGGUCUCUCCGUUCAGUCGGUAACAAGAUGGCAGAAGCAGGGAAGCAGCGGACUUCCCCCAAGUCUGUGAAGUUCCUGUUCGGGGGACUGGCAGGGAUGGGGGCCACGGUGUUUGUGCAGCCGCUGGACCUGGUGAAGAACCGCAUGCAGCUGAGCGGGGAAGGAGCCAAGACCAAGGAGUACAAGACCAGUUUCCACGCAGUGGGCAGUAUCCUGCGCAACGAGGGCCUCAGAGGCAUCUACACGGGUUUAUCGGCGGGGCUGCUGCGCCAGGCCACCUACACCACCACGCGCCUGGGCAUAUACACCAUACUGUUUGAGAAGUUCACAAAGGCUGAUGGGACUCCCCCCAACUUCUUUAUGAAAGCGGCUAUUGGAAUGACUGCUGGGGCCACUGGAGCUUUUGUGGGGACACCGGCGGAGGUUGCACUGAUCAGAAUGACUGCGGAUGGCAGGAUGCCCGUUGAUCAGAGGAGGGGUUACACCAACGUGUUUAAUGCACUAGUGAGGAUGACGAGGGAGGAAGGAAUAACUACGCUGUGGAGGGGAUGUAUACCCACCAUGGCUCGUGCUGUUGUUGUCAACGCGGCUCAGUUGGCCUCCUACUCACAAUCCAAACAGUUCCUGUUAGACUCAGGCUACUUUGGGGACGAUAUUCUGUGCCACUUCUGUGCCAGUAUGAUCAGUGGGCUAGUCACCACUGCCGCCUCCAUGCCAGUCGACAUUGCAAAAACCAGGAUCCAGAACAUGCGCAUGAUCGAUGGGAAACCCGAAUAUAAGAACGGACUGGACGUGCUGAUGAAGGUGGUGCGGCACGAGGGCUUCUUCAGCCUGUGGAAGGGCUUCACCCCGUAUUACGCGCGUCUCGGGCCUCACACCGUUCUCACCUUCAUUUUCCUGGAGCAGAUGAACAAAUACUACAAGAAGUUGUUCCUCAGCGGAUAAGAGAUGAACUGGAGACCUUUCUAUGUGACACCCCAGAUAACCUGCCCCUUGGGAGACUCCCCUCACGUUUCCCACCCCCGAGGAGCCUGGCCCCGCCUCCUGCUGGACUUUGCGGGACUGCCAUGCAGCUUUCCUGCUUUCCCCCUGCCCCUUCUGGUGGUUUCAAUGGUUAAACUUGUGUGUAAUUGACUGGCGGGGUAUCUGGACCUCUGCUCUUACAUCUAUACUCUAUUGUAUGUAUGAGUGGGUGUGUCCUGAGAAACACAGGGGUAAUUAUGGGAGUUUUAAAGCUGUGUCAUGGAAGUACCGCAUAAACACUCACAUAUAUAUAUAUA